AUGUCUGAAAAUAAAUGGGAUAUGCUUUAUGAUGAGUUCCCUACGGUAUUUGGAGACGGGCUGGGGAGGUACAACAGUCCCCCCAUCUCUUUUGAACUAGAUCCGACUGUGACCCCCAUAAGGUUAAAAUACAGAAAAGUACCCAUAUCCAUAAGGCCCCGGGUUGAGAGGGAGCUAGACAAGCUCAUUGCGCAAGCGGUUCUAGAACCUGUACCGCACAGGAAAUGGGAGACCCCUAUAGUAACGCCAAUCAAGCCAGAUGGAUCUGUGCGAAUAUGUGCAGAUUAUAAAUGCACUUUGAAUAAAGCGCUGCAACAGCACUCCUAUCCAGUACCGGUAAUGAGCCAUAUCCUGGCUUCCCUGGGGGGAGGUAAAAUAUUUGCAAAACUUGACUUGGCACAGGCAUACCAGCAGCUGCCUGUCACACCAGAGGCUGCUGAAGCCCAAACCAUUGUGACCCAUAAGGGGGCUUUUAAGGUCAACAGGCUCCAGUUCGGAGUUAACGUGGCACCAGGUAUAUUUCAAAGUCUAAUGGAACGUCCCUUAAGGGGGGUGCCGGGCACAGUCCCCUAUUUUGACGACGUGUUGAUAGCGGGGAAGUCUGAACAGGAAUUGCGGGACAGAGUUACAGAGGUUUUGAAACAUUUUCAAAAUGCUGGGCUAAGGGUCAAACGCUCCAAAUGUACAUUGGGCGUUGAGAGUGUGGAUUUUCUUGGGUUCCGCAUAGAUGCGGAAGGGGUUCACCCCACAAGCGAAAAAACUGAAGCUAUUAAAAACGCCCCCAAGCCAGUGAAUAAGAAAGAGCUGCAAGCAUUCCUUGGUUUGCUAAAUUUCUAUCACGCGUUUUUACCGCACAAGGCAUCAAGUCCGCACACUUAACCACUACACCAAACUGGCUCAAAAGCACUGUUGAUGUCUAACGCUGUCUUGACUCAUUACGAUGAGCAAAAGCUCCUGGUUUUGGCUGCAGACGCUUCGGCUUUUGGAGUAGGCACCGUUUUGAGCCAUCUGAUGCCGAAUGGAAGCGAAGCGCCUAUCGCUUUCUAUUCUAGGUCUCUGUCUGCGGCAGAAAGGAACUAUGCCCAGAUAGACAAGGAGGGUCUGGCUUUAGUAGCGGCUGUCAAAAAGUUCCACGAUUUUGUUUUUGGCAGAAAAUUUGUGCUGGUCAUAGACCACAAGCCGCUACUGGGGAUUUUUGCGCCCGAUAAGCAGCUGCCUAACAUCAUGUCCCCAAGAAUGCUUAGGUGGGCGUUGUUUUUGCAGGCGUAUGAUUUUGAUCUGGAGCACUGGCCGGGUAAGGCCAUAGGGCACGCUGACGCACUCAGCCGCUGUUCCUUACCUAACCAAGGAACAGACCCAGCCCCCGCAUGUGAAGUCUUGGCCAUAGAUGAACUCCCUCAGUAUGGAACCCGAGUUCCAACCAUACAAGCAGAAUUGUCUAUCUCAAAAGGUUGUAUACUUUGGGGGAACAGAGUUAUAGUUCCUGACAAACUUAGGCACAGAGUGUUGCAAUCCUUGCACGACGGGCACCCGGGAACGGUGCACAUGAAGGCCCUAGCAAGAGGCUAUGUGUGGUGGCCCAGAAUUGAUAAGGAAAUAGAGGAAUGGGUACAGGUUUGCAAUCAGUGCCAACAAAGCAGGCCAGAACCGCCUCCAGCCCCACCACAAAAAUGGGAAUCAACAGGUAAACCAUGGUCAAGACUUCACAUGGAUUUCGCUGGCCCCUUACAAGGACAGAUGUUUUUGAUCAUUGUGGAUGCCUGGUCUAAAUGGCUUGAAGUGGUGCACAUGCAUUCGACCAUUUCCGUUGCGGUCAUACAUGCACUACGCCGGCUGUUCGCAACCCACGGGUUGCCGGACACGCUGGUUAGCGACAACGGCCCUCAGUUUGUCUCGGAUGAGUUCAAACUAUUACUCUCUGACCAUGGCAUUCGCCAAAUCACCGCUGCCCCUUUUCACCCAGCUUCAAAUGGCCAGGCAGAGCCUGAGUUCUCUGACUUUGAGCUGAGACCUCCGGAGACGGAGGUGAGCCCUGAAAUGCCAGAUACUGCCUCAGAAGCAGGGCAGAACCCUGACUGUGAGAUGGCAAGCCCUGAGACUGUGUCUGACCCCGUUAGUACAGGGCCCCACAGUGACCCACAAGGUCAGCACUGGCAAUUCAGAGCCCUUCCCUUCGGGUUGUCAACGGCCCCAAGAGUCUUCUCCAAGAUGUUGAUCCAUCCUAUCGUCCAUCUGAGGGAGAAGGGAAUACACGUCCAUCCGUACCUGGACGACCUCCUGAUCCGUUAUCCUUCGUACGCCAAGUCGAUAGCGGACACCGAAACAACUAUCCACUGUCUACAAGCCCAUGGUUUCCUGAAUGGAAACAAGUUCUCACGGAUGCCAGCCUCCAAGGUUGGGGUGCAGUCUAUCACAAUCAACCGAUCCAGGGCACAUGGUCCACGGAGGAGAGCAGAUUACCGAUAA
Messenger RNA from Gekko japonicus, 2466 nucleotides. RefSeq lists its product as uncharacterized. The record is from RefSeq and is a predicted model, not a curated record. Gene Ontology annotation, molecular function: nucleic acid binding. Gene Ontology annotation, biological process: DNA integration. Lineage: Eukaryota; Metazoa; Chordata; Lepidosauria; Squamata; Gekkonidae. The transcript has 6 exons.